GCAUGCAGUAGCUGAGCUAUAACCGCGCCGGCCCGACCUGCGCGAGCAGUCGCACCGCAACCCGCACCGCCACCACAACCAUGAUUGUCGUCGCGCUCGUGGCCAUCGCGCUUGUUGCGCUUUACUUUUACAACGUCAGAAACUUCAACUACUGGAAGGAAAGAGGAGUAAAACAUGAAAAACCAAUACUAUUAUUCGGCACCAACGCCAAAAAUUACCUGCAGAAGCAAAGUGUCACAGAAAAUUUAGUGGAAUUGUAUUGGAAGUAUCCCGACGAGAAAGUGGUCGGAUUUUACAGAUCCACAGACCCAUGUUUGCUGGUGAAGGACCCGGAGAUUAUUAAGCGGGUCCUGCAGACAGACUUCAGCAUGUUCUACCCUCGGGGCUUGAACCGUGUGAAAGGGCACGAGAUCGAGCCGAUGCUGCGCAACCUGUUCUUCGCGGACGGCGACACGUGGCGCCUGCUGCGACAGCGCAUGACGCCGGCGUUCACGAGCGGCAAGCUGCGCGCCAUGUUCCCGCUCAUCGUGGAGCGCGCCGAGAGCCUGCAGGCGCGCGCGCUGGCCGCCGCCGCCGCCGGCCGCACGCUCGACGCGCGCGACCUCAUGGCGCGCUACACCACCGACUUCAUCGGCGCCUGCGGCUUCGGCCUCGAGGCCGACUCCCUCAACGAGGACGACUCCGCCUUCAGGAAACUCGGAGCGAAGAUAUUCCGAUUUAGCGUAAAGGACGCUAUUAUUAUUAUGCUUAAGGAUUUCUUUCCGCACCUACUUAAACGUGUUCACACUCUUAAAAGGGUUGAGGGUGAAAUGACUGAUCUAGUUAGAGUUAUAUUAAAACAAAGAAAUUACCAGCCAUCUGGCAGAAAUGACUUCAUUGACUUAUUGCUAGAAUGCAAAAAGAAAGGUACGUUGGUUGGGGAGUCUAUAGAAAAAAGGAAAGCGGACGGAACAGCUGAAACCGCGACUUUAGAACUGGACGACGUUCUCAUGACUGCUCAAGUUUUUGUGUUUUUCGCCGCGGGCUUCGAGACGUCGUCGUCCGCGACCAGCUUCACGCUGCACCAGCUGGCGUACCACCCGGAGGUGCAGAAGAAGGUGCAGGAGGAUAUAGACAGGGUGUUGGCCAAACAUGACAAUAAACUGAGCUACGAGGCAGUCAAAGAGAUGACGUAUUUGGAUUGGGCCUUCAAAGAGGGUAUGAGGAUGUUCCCCUCGCUCGGAUUCUUGGUUAGGAAAUGUGUGGGGAAAUACACAAUACCUGAGAUAGGACUGACGAUAGACGAAAAAGCUAGGAUUUGGAUUCCUGUUCAAAGCUUGCACAUGGACCCGAAGUACUUCGACAACCCUGAGGAGUUCAAGCCAGAGCGGUUCCACCCCGACUCAUACGACAGUGCAAACUUGAAGUAUGUGUAUCUGCCGUUUGGAGAAGGGCCCCGUGCUUGUAUAGGCGAGCGGCUCGGGCACAUGCAGUCGCUGGCGGGGCUGGCGGCGAUCCUGUCGAGGUUCACGGUGGAGCCGGCGCCGGAGACGGUCCGCAAGCUGGCGGUGUCUCCCAACGCAGGCAUCGUCCAGAGCAUCCAAGGAGGCAUCCCGCUGCUGUUCAAAGAACGGAAAAUUUAUAAAUUAUAGUUUUAAUCUCAUUCAUGUUA
Ostrinia nubilalis (European corn borer) is the source of this 1651-nucleotide messenger RNA. Its product is annotated as cytochrome P450 6B6-like. The transcript is spliced from 2 exons. Gene Ontology annotation, molecular function: monooxygenase activity; heme binding; oxidoreductase activity, acting on paired donors, with incorporation or reduction of molecular oxygen. NCBI's taxonomy places the organism in Eukaryota, Metazoa, Arthropoda, Insecta, Lepidoptera, Crambidae. Bases 81 to 1631 code for a protein of 516 amino acids. The record is from RefSeq and is a predicted model, not a curated record.